Messenger RNA from Acanthocheilonema viteae, 1335 nucleotides. Lineage: Eukaryota; Metazoa; Nematoda; Chromadorea; Rhabditida; Onchocercidae. The record is from the annotation of a GenBank genome assembly.
AUGUGUAAUGGAUUAUCACGUGCUGCUGCCUUAAUGCACGUUUUACUGCUUAUACUCAGUUUCCUUUUACAGAGUCGUAAAGCGAAGAAACGCAAGCACGACGAGAUAGAUGCGCUUGAUGAAAUGCCAGAAAACAUCAGUUUUUAUAUUAAAAAUGGCAUUCGUUAUUUAAACCCGUACUGGAGUGUUUAUCGCACAUGGGCUAAAGGGCGAUGGGUUGGACGUCGUUUGAUCGAUAUUUUUGCAGAGGAAUUUGUUUCAUUGAGCCCGCAUUACCCUGCAGCAGCAUGUAAAUUAGGUCGUAUUUGGGUAAACUGCAAUCAGAUGACGAAUGUUAAUUACAUUGUGCAACAUAAUGAUUCGAUUGAGCAUAUAGGGCAUCGCCACGAACAUCCCAUCUUGGACCAUUACAUCAGAGUGAUCUAUAACGAUACUAACAUCCUGGUGGUGAAUAAGCCACCAAGUAUGCCUGUACAUCCAUGCGGUAGGUAUAGUGUGCACACAGUUUUGGGAAUGCUACGGGAACAGCGAGGCCUCCGUGGUCUUAGAGUUGUGCAUAGGUUGGAUCGAACAACAUCCGGUGUGUUGCUGUUUGCUAGAAAUGCUGAAACUGAUAUUAAGCUAAAAAAGAUGUUGCGUGUUGGUGAAAUACAACAUAAAGAGUAUCUUUGUAAAGUUGAAGGUGUUUUCCCGGCAGAUAAAGAGAUUGUUUGUGAUCGUCCCAUUGGACCGCUUGUUGUUUCGAUGGGUAUUCAAUGCAUUCGUGAUGAUGGCAAAUGUGCUCGAAGCCGUUUUUUGCGUUUAUGGACGGAUGGUCAAACAUCGAUCGUCCGCUGUAUGCUAGAAACUGGCCGUACUCAUCAAAUUCGUGUUCACUUGCAAUAUUUGGGUUAUCCAAUAGUAGAUGAUUAUAUUUACAAUACUGCUGCUUGGGGUGAAACGAAAGGCAAGGAUGGAAAUUAUGGGAAAUCACUGGAACAGCUUCAAAAAGAUGUUCUAGAAGAGCAUAAAGCGUCUAACUGGCACGAAUAUGUAGACCCUGAGUAUGAGAUCAGAAUACAAAGAAUUGCUGAAGGAGAGGUACAACCGGAGUCAGAAGGACUGGAUACAAAAACGCGCGAGGAAUACGAUCCUAUAUGUAUGCAAUGCAACGUGAAGAAGAAAGAUAUCACACCUGAACAUAUGAUGUUACAUCUGCAUUGCCUCAGAUAUCAGACUAGUGAAUGGUGCUAUUCGAGUGAGAUACCAAGUUGGGCCAUUAAGCCAAAUGGCAAUCAAGACUCAGGGAAAACAACAGAAGAUGCCCAGGGAAACAGAUAUGCAAUUCAUAAAUGA